CGGGACCUAACACGGGCAACAAAGCUAACAGAAGUUAGCUACAUUCGCUCCUGUCCCUGUUUUGUAACGGGAGCUGUUAGCGGCUACAGGAAGAGCUCGGCUAAGAUAAUGUUGACUGCGUUGGUUUGUGGAGCUGUGGUGUUUCCAGGGCUUUUCUACAGCUUCAGGAAAGUACUGAAAUACACUUUUACACACUGGAGUGACGCAGACGUGGUUUCUGUCAGUGAGAGGCUGGUGUCCGCUAUCCAUGCUUCUUUGGCUACUGCAGCUGGAGUCACAGUUGUGACUUCCUGCAGGGACGUCAUGACUGACAGCCACUGGCUGGUCAAUUGGUUUGUUUUGUUCGGAGCUCCCUAUAUGGCCAACGACAUCUAUGCCAUGUAUCUGAGCCGCUACCAUACUCAGGAGGCCAGAGGUAAUUCCAGUUUAUACACCGGCCACUCUCUUCAGACAGUGAAGGCUCUCCUCCUGAAGGACAGGAUGUUGGUCCUCCAUCACCUGGUGCUGCUUUUCAUUUUCCUGCCUAUCACUCUGUUCUUCAGAAGGGGACUGGGUGAUUUCUUCAUCGGCUGCUUGUUCAUCACAGAGUUCAGCACUCCUUUCGUCUCAAUAGGAAAGAUUCUCAUCCAGCUGGGCCUUGAUGACACCAGACUGCACAGAAUCAAUGGCAUCAUUGUCCUCUUGAGUUUCUUUACGUGUCGGAUCUUGGUCUUUCCCUUCAUGUACUGGAUGUACGGCCAGCAGUUUGGGAUUCCCCUGCACAGAGUUGCCUUCCAUCUGCCUCUGCACUGCAACGUGGGUAACCUGGUGAUCCUGGCUCCACAGAUCUACUGGUUUAAUCUGCUGCUGAGGAAAGCUAACAGACUCUACCUGCGACAGAAGGGAGGGAAUGGAGACAGAAACAAAGACAGGCCAAAGACAGACUGAAGAUUUCACCGGUUUAUAAAAUGACCUAGUUUUACUGAAACUUUUAACCUUCAUUUCUGGACAUUUUAUGACUCUCAAAAUACUUCUUCAAAAUAUAGUGAUUUUUUUUUUUCCUGCGGCCCUAACCCUAAUAUAUCAACAUACCGAGAAGUUUGUCAGCUGUAACUAUGUGAAAACAGAACAUUCCUAAAGGAUGUGUUACAGCACUGUUACUACUCUUUACUAUUUGCAAAGAAGAUUUUAGCAAAAACCUUUUUUUCAACAAUCUUUUUACAUGACCAAAUUAUGUAUCGAUUGUGCUCUUGAAGAGUAGGCAGUGCUUAUGUUUGUAUGUCCCAAAAAUCACAAGGUGCCCCAGGUUUACAGUAGAUACAUUUGUACUGAAAUUAAAAACAUACUAUCUGAGCCCAACCAUCCUGUUCAAGAGCCUCUAACGGUUCACUUUCAGAGCAGAUAUGUGAAUAUUACUGAGGAAGCACAAACAUACAUUUGCUGUGAAAUAUU
This is a messenger RNA of Etheostoma cragini (Arkansas darter), 1431 nucleotides long. Its product is annotated as TLC domain-containing protein 3A-like. Gene Ontology annotation, cellular component: membrane; endoplasmic reticulum. The record is from RefSeq and is a predicted model, not a curated record. Lineage: Eukaryota; Metazoa; Chordata; Actinopteri; Perciformes; Percidae. The coding region runs from base 109 to 927 and encodes 272 amino acids. The transcript is spliced from 6 exons. Gene Ontology annotation, biological process: lipid homeostasis.